Messenger RNA from Candida dubliniensis CD36, 2643 nucleotides. It is a transcript of the gene LYS143, whose product is annotated as Lys143p. Gene Ontology annotation, cellular component: nucleus. Lineage: Eukaryota; Fungi; Ascomycota; Pichiomycetes; Serinales; Debaryomycetaceae. The record is from RefSeq and is a predicted model, not a curated record. Bases 1 to 2643 code for a protein of 880 amino acids. The transcript has a single exon. Gene Ontology annotation, biological process: positive regulation of transcription by RNA polymerase II. Gene Ontology annotation, molecular function: transcription cis-regulatory region binding; zinc ion binding; DNA-binding transcription factor activity, RNA polymerase II-specific.
AUGGCGUCAAAUAUUUCACAAGAUAAAUCAACUUCAAUCGCUUUCGUGUCCCAGAAAAGGAUAUACUCCAAACAUGGAUGCAAGGAAUGCAAACGACGAAAGAUUAAAUGUGAUGAAGGCAAGCCAUCUUGUUGGCAAUGUAUCCGAUUAAGAAAGGAAUGUUCUUAUCCUAAACCAGGGGAGAAGGUAUUAAGAAUACUGAAAAAGAAACAACGAGAGCAAUUGAUAAGACAAGAAGCAGCUCAGAAACAGCUGUUACUUCUACAUCAACCAUCCCCAUUGGAGCAACUUCAAAGCAAACACAGAGCACAUGCAUCACCAUUAUCAUCUAACUCAUCACAAGAUAGUUAUCGUGACACUAGGUCACCAAAUCCAAUGAUUAAUCGAACCCCCAUAUACCAACAGCACCAUUUCCCAGAAAACCACCACCAACAUCAACUUCGUCCACCUCCACCUCCACCUCCACCAUCACAGCAACAGCAAUACCCUUCACAUCAACCACUAUUACACCAGCAGCAGCUAGUACCCCCACCGCCACCACCGCCACCACAGCAACUACUGCCGUCACAUCAACAAUAUCAAAUAGCCCCUUCUGUUACCUAUUAUCCCAAUCCUCCAUCCUUUAUUCAAUAUCCUGUGCAUAUACUUCAAGUAGGUCCCCCCAGUUUACCUCAGAACGUUGUACCAAAUCAACCUAACCCUCCACCACCUCCUCCUGGACCACCAGCAGUAGCAGUAGCAGUUCCACCACCACCAUACCCUCAAAAUAAACAUUCGAUUGUUUUACCACCACCUCAAGCUUCUAAACUUCCAAUAAACCCCCUUCCUGAUCACUUAAAUAAAAGGCUGCAAAAUCCUACCACUGCUCCUUCUUUGAAAGUUACAAAUAGUGGAAGUAACAGCUGCAAUUCUAUUCCUAAUUUAUUAAACGAUACAAAUGUGUUGUCUGAUAGCAAUACAAUCAGUGGUUCUGGAAACACCCCACAAACACCACCUCAGCAGAAUGCAAAUAAUGACAUACAUAUUGAACAUAGUCAAUUUUCUAAUGACAACCUUAUAGACUAUUAUAAUCAAAAUGAUUUAGAUAUUUUAGCUACUGAUUUGAAUAAUAUUGUUAGUGAAAUCAUGUUUGAUUUUAAUUUUGUUAAAGAUAAAAACCCACCUUUAGACACAGAUGAAGGGUCGUUGAAAACAGCAACCUCAACUAAUGGGAGUCCGCCACCUUUAGAAACUGUCUCUUCAAACAAUCACAAUGUUCCUAUAGAUUUCAUCCACUUUAGAAAGAAAUCAGAUAAGACAUAUUUUGAAACAUUUUAUAAUGAGUUUGCCCAAAUUAUACUACCAUUCCCAAGUUUUGAUAAACAUAACAAUUGUUAUUUCAAUCCCGCAAGAGAUAUAAUUCUCAAGAGUGCUGCUAAAGUAAAGUAUUUACUAGCUGCAGUAUUAGCCAACGGGGCUCGACAACAGUUUAACAAAACAAAAAGUGAAGAAGACGAACAAGCAUAUUGUUUUUAUUUAUCACGGUGUUUAGAAUUAUUGGGACCAGCAAUAGCCAAUGAUGAUAAAGAAUUGGCUUCAAAUAUUGAAAAUGUUUUACUAACUGUAUUGCUAUUGACUGCUGGUAAUGCAUCAAAUUUGAGACAAGAUUGGCGGUCUCAUUUAAAAGGUGCAAAAGAUCUAUUAGUUAAAAACUCCCCAAAAAGUACAACUAAAAGAAAUCAUUCAAAAGUGUUUAUUUUCUGCAAAAUUUGGUUUGUUACUAUUGAAGUUUUAGCUGGUAUCAGUUCCCAAAAAGGUGGUACAUUACAAACCGAGCAAGAAAUUGAUGAGUUAAUCAAUUCUGGAGACGAUUAUGAACAACAGGUAUUAAAAGAAUUAGGAAUUAUUCUUGACAAUGGAUUUAAUAUUAUGGGAGGAUAUCAACAUGAGUGUUAUGAUUUUUUUGGGAAAUUGAUUAAAAUUUUGAAUCAAGAUAGAAAUGGAAAACUAAACCCUCAAGAAUCAUUUGAAUAUAUAAAACUUUUUGUUGACCUUGAAAAACAAAGGAAUCUUGAAUUUGUUGAUAAACGAGGUAGUUGGGUUUCUCUUGGCAAUGAGGAGAAUGACGAAUAUAGUAAUAUUAAAGAGGAAAAGCAUAUCCAUUCAUUAUUAAUGGAAAAAGUGCCAGCUGGUGACAACACGUAUCAAAUAAUUUCCUGGAUGGAUGUAUCCCAUCAAGCUUAUACUAUGGCAUCAAUGAUUACGAUUCUUGAAAAAUGUUUUGGUGAAAACUAUUCGAAUCCUCAAAUUCAAUUAUUAAGUGAUUCAAUAAUCCAAUUUGUUGAUUAUUUAUUUCAUUACCACACAAAUGGUCUGUUUCCUAAACAUAAAAUUGAAAGUGCAUUAAUGAUGUUACAAUGGCCUCUUCUUGUUGCGGGAAGGAAUAUUGGUAACAAUAGUGCUGUCGAUAAUAGCGAUGAGACCACCAACACAAUCCAACACAAGAAAGAUGUCGUUAUAAAAUUCUUUGAGGCUCUGUCACGAGUAGGUUCUGGUGGUGCAUUGAUCGCAUCGAAAAUUAUUCAAAAAAUCUGGAGCAAAAGAGAGAAUAAUGAAGAAUUUGAUAAUGACGAUAACGAAAACGAGGAUUUGUUAUCUUAUUAA